AACAACGACGAUACCGGAUUGAAUCGAGUGUAUCCGGAUUAGUAGAUCAGUGCAGACAGUGUGUAUCUAUCGCAGCAUCUUAUCUUUCGGCUCACUAUAGAUCAUUCUACGCCAAAAAACGUCAGAAAUAUUUGUUCAUACCGUGUUAUGUGAUGCAGUGUUAUAGAAGUCGAUUAAUAAGAAAAUGAGUUCCAAUUUUAAGUUGUUGUGCGUGGUGCUAGUUUCGCUAUCAAAGUUUGCUGCCCCAGCAAAGGUUCUACAUUGUGUGGCCAAAAUCGACAAUGGCCUCGGAGUUGGUCUUCUGAAAGAAACAUUCACAAAAAAGCAGUACUGUUCGUACCUGGGAAUACCGUAUGCCAAACCACCAGUUGGCAAUCUACGAUUCGAAGAUCCUGUGCCUUUGCUAUUUAAUGGUUCAGCAGACUUUCUCCAAGUAUCAGGUCCCUGCAUGCAAACGUUAGUUUGGUCUGAAGACGUGACUGGUGAUGAGGAUUGUCUCUAUCUCAAUAUAUACACUGUGCACACAGGAGUAGGAAAGAAACCACGCCCACUGCUACCCGUAUUAGUUUGGAUUCAUGGUGGAAGCUUCGUCGAAGGUUCUUCCGAGACGGACAUUUUCGGCCCAGAGUUUAUACUUGACGAGAAUGUCAUAGUUGUCACAUUUAACUAUCGAUUGGCCUCGUUUGGAUUUCUUGGCAUUGAUGAAUUACAAAUUGCUCCUAAUCUCGGACUUAAAGAUCAGACGGAGGCAUUACACUGGGUACAUCGUAACAUACGAAGUUUUGGUGGUAAUCGCAAUCGCAUCACUUUGCUUGGGUGGAGCGCUGGUGCCGCUUCUGUCACUUACCAUAUGUAUACUAAGCACUCCAAAGGUUUGUUCCAGCGAGCAAUAGCAAUGAGUGGAACUAUGACUCAACCGUGGGCAUACCUAUUUAACGAUCAAUGGUGUAGCAACGAAUAUCUCAAGCAAACAGACGCGUUUUCUAAGGAUGAGUUGCAAUCAAGGUCGGCCAAAUUAUUGAUACCCACGGAUGGAUUAAAAGUUACAUACUUUUCAAACGUUUAUUUGUGUUACAUCCCACGAAGAGAUACGGUCUAUGCGCUUCGAAGUCCAUAUCAAGCUGUUCAAACGCACCCUGUUAGCGAUGUACCUCUGCUCAUUGGGAGCACAUCUAUAGAGCAUGAGAAUAUUUACCCUCUUCGGGAUUUCCGAAUGACUCACUUCAAUUACCCGAAUAGUAACGUCACUGUCUAUGAAAAAAUCAAGCAGUAUCUUGAACAAUCGCGAGGGAAUAUUUCCGCUGAAAUCUUCUACAGCCGUUUAGUUUCCAUCGCCGACAUCAAAUUUGGAAUACAGUAUUUCAUUGAGGAAGCUUCCAAUAAUUUUAAAUCUCCCAUCUAUCGUUAUUGUUUCUCAUUUCAUGGCCCAUUCGGCUACGCUAGUAAUGAAUAUUAUAAAUUUGCGCCCACAAUUCCCGGUGCGAUGCAUGGAGAUGACCUCGGAUACUUAUUUACCCCUUACAACUACGAAAACCUGGUUGCAUCAGACGAAAUAAACGAUCCGCUCGUCAAGAAAUCCCUGAAGGUGCAGCGUCGCAUGGUUCGGAUGUGGACAAGCUUCAUCAGGUCGGGCAACCCAACGCCGAACAAUGGUAAAAUCAAUCGAACAAUAUGGCAUCCCUAUAAUGACGGGGAUCCGCUACUGGCGCGGCACUAUCUCAGCAUCGAUCGCCGAUUCCGUGUAGUGCGGGAUAUGAGACCUGAAAAUUACUACUAUCAAUUGUGGCGUACAAUUUUUAACUGCCUGUACUUCUUCCAGUGCGAAUUCUUGGAUGCAGAAGAGGGCGAUGAUAACAAUGGAGUGUGAUGGAAAUCUGAGGAAAUUAAGUUUUUCAUAUUCGACAACAGAAAUUACGCCAACGCGAGUGAAAUCGGUCGAGUAAACUAGUAAAAAAUUGAAUGUUAAAUUCAAUUCCUGAAAAAAGCUCUGUAUUCUACAUAUGACAUCACGAAAAGAA
Molecule: messenger RNA, 2018 nt
Organism: Toxorhynchites rutilus septentrionalis
Lineage: Eukaryota; Metazoa; Arthropoda; Insecta; Diptera; Culicidae
Product: venom carboxylesterase-6-like
Exons: 4
Coding region: 185-1867 (560 amino acids)
Source: RefSeq, a predicted model, not a curated record